Molecule: messenger RNA, 1020 nt
Organism: Schistocerca serialis cubense
Lineage: Eukaryota; Metazoa; Arthropoda; Insecta; Orthoptera; Acrididae
Product: retinol-binding protein pinta-like
Exons: 6
Coding region: 1-930 (309 amino acids)
Cellular component (GO): membrane
Molecular function (GO): phosphatidylinositol bisphosphate binding
Source: RefSeq, a predicted model, not a curated record
AUGAGUUCCGGUAUCCGGCCACUCAGCCCCCAACUGGAGGUCGUCGCUAAGAAGGAACUGGGCGAGGAGCCGAAGAGGAGGGCCAAGGACAUCCAGCACAUCAGGGACUGGAUGAAGAAGCAGCCCCACCUCAAGGCGCGCACGGAUGACCAGUGGAUCGUGACGUUUCUGCGAGGCUGCAAGUUCUCCCUGCAACGCACCAAGGAGAAGCUGGACAUGUACUACACCAUGAAGACGGCCGCUCCGGAGUUCUACAAGAACCGAGAUCCCUUCGAUCCCAAAAUUCAGUACAUGCUCGACGCUGGGUUCAUCAGUUACCUGCCCAAGGUGGACAAAGAAGGGCGGCGCAUAACGGUUCUGCGCCUGGGCAGGCUGGACCCCAAGAAGGUGACCGCCGACUACCUAUUCCGGCUGCUCUUCAUGGGCGGCGACCUGUCCCUCAACGAGGACGACUCGGCCAUCGUCUGCGGCGCCACAGUCAUCCUAGACCUCAAGGACACCACGCUGGCGCACGCCGCCAUCUUCACUCCAUCCGCGGUCAAGAAAUCAAUGGCAGUCUACCAGGACGCGUACCCCUUCAGGCCAAAGGCGAUCCACUUCGUGAAUACUCCAAGCUUUUCUGAAGCCAUCACAGGACUCUUCCUGCCACUCAUGAAGCCCAAGCUCAGAAAGAGGGUUGUGAUUCACUCGAAGCUGGAAACGCUGCUGAAACAUUUCAGUAAGGAUAUGCUUCCCGACAUUUACGGAGGAGCAGCUGGCACCUUUGAGGAAGUGACGGCCCCAUGGCGUAAGCAGCUGGAAAGCUUCGCUGAGUACCUGAAGGAGGACGAGAAGUACGGCACGGACGAGUCCAAGAGGAUGGGGAAGCCCAAGACACGCAGCGACCUGUUCGGCGUCGAGGGAUCCUUCCGCCAGCUGGUCGUGGACUGAUGGGCAACAAACCUACCUCUUCCCGAGAGUGUCCAUAUGCACAUCUUUCAUGUUCUGUUCUCAAUCGCUUUGAAUCAAUAACACUGUCAU